Orbicella faveolata is the source of this 4213-nucleotide messenger RNA. RefSeq names its product E3 ubiquitin-protein ligase UHRF1-like. The record is from RefSeq and is a predicted model, not a curated record. Gene Ontology annotation, biological process: protein ubiquitination; negative regulation of gene expression via chromosomal CpG island methylation. NCBI's taxonomy places the organism in Eukaryota, Metazoa, Cnidaria, Anthozoa, Scleractinia, Merulinidae. Gene Ontology annotation, molecular function: protein binding; ubiquitin protein ligase activity.
GUGAUUGACCAGAGAAUUUUCUUUAUUGUCAUAAUUUAUUAAUAACAUAUAAAUGCAUACAAAUACAAAUACACUUGUAUUUGGUAAAUUUGCAAAAUGACCAAUGAAAUUAAUUCUUAAUUUGAAUAUUUGGAUAGUGUCAGAAUUAACAUUCUCAUUUAGUAAUUUGGACGGUUCACAGCAUGAUUUAGUUAACAAGCAAUACAACUACAUCCUAGUCCAAUUAGGACAUAUUUGGAUUAAAAAUUCCUCUUCUUUUUCUUCUUUUUUUCCUCCAAUUAUUUCCAAAGUGCCUAUCAUGUAGUCCUUUCGCACAUAAAAAUAUGUGUGGUGGGAGCACUUGCCUCCUACCAAUAUAGACAAAACUCAAUUCUGCCCUGGUGCCUUACAUGUAUGUGGGUUGAGUUUUUUGCUGGUCUUUACCUUGCGUACUUCUUUGAUAUUGGACAUCCAUGUUAUGGUCAAUUGAUACCAGCCCAAACAAGGUAUAUGCUGACCAGUAUUAUGUGACCAUAUUGCAGGCUCAAGUUUAGAGCUUGUCAAGAUCACAUGCUUUUUGAUGUUGGCCACUGACCAAGUGCUGGUUUUUCGAUUGGAUCAUGGGUUCAAGUCAGGUUAACUUGUUGUAAUUAGGGCUGGUUGUUCAGAAACCGGUUAAUGCUAGCCGAUGUAUGUUUUCUGGUGUAAGGUCACAUUAUUUUUUACAUAACACUUGACUUGGUAUGCUAAUGAUUAUGUUCUGUGACUAAUUUUGCAAGGUGAUGGAAGAUGUCAACAACCAAGCAGGGACGUCAAAGGACAAAACCAUCAAAAGUCGUUAUAAGAAAGGUGAAAUGGUAGAUGCAAAGGAUCCCAGAAUGGGAGCAUGGUUUGAAGCCAAGCUAUGAGGAAGAUGAUGUGACCACAGUUCCAGAGAAUUCUGUUAGACCUGUAGCAAGAACUGCUCUUAUGUGGGAUCAGAUUUCAGUUGGACAAGUAGUGAUGGCAAACUACAACCCCGAUGAACCAGAUGAGAGAGGCUACUGGUAUGAUGUCAAGAUCACAAAAAAGUAUGAUGGUCUAACAAGAAAUACCAGAGAGCUGUAUGCCAGAUUACUGUUAGGAACAAACACAGAGGAUACAGUCGCUCAGGAAUUUAGACUCAAAUUCAUAGACAAGGAAAUAUUCAAGAUCGAAAGUCCUCCAGAUCCAAGCAGUUCAGAAGAACCUUCAAGCUCAGCAAAUGGGUCAUCUUCACCAGCUAAGAGGCAAGUGAAACCUGACUGUAGUCAUUGUAAAGAUGAUCCCAAGAAAUUAUGCAAACAUUGUGCAUGCCAUAAGUGUGGUGGAAAAGAAAACCCAGGAGACCAGCUUCUGUGUGAUGAAUGUGACUUGGCUUAUCACAUCUACUGUUUAACUCCACCACUGACAAAAAUCCCUGAGGAUGAUGAAUGGUUUUGCCCUUUGUGUAAGAAUGAUACAUCAGAGGUCAUCCAUGCUGGUGAGAAGUUAAGAGAGAGUAAGAAGAAACAGAAGAUGGCAUCAUCAAAUUCAACAACAAACCGGGACUGGGGAAAGGGUAUGGCAUGUGUUGGUCGGACAAAGAUUUGUUCCAUUGUGCCUCCAAACCAUUUUGGUCCUAUUCCUGGUGUUCCUGUAGGUUCUGCUUGGAAGUUCAGAGUGCAGGUGAGUGAAGCUGGAAUACACCGUCCUCAUGUCAGUGGUAUUCAUGGCCGAGAUGGUGAUGGAGCAUACUCCAUUGUGCUCGCUGGUGGAUAUGAAGAUGACUUGGACUAUGGAGAUGAAUUCUUUUACACUGGAAGUGGAGGACGAGAUCUUUCUGGAAAUAAAAGAACAGCAGAGCAGUCAUGUGAUCAAACAUUAACAAAAAUGAAUAGGGCAUUAGCUAAAAAUUGUGCAGUUCCUUUUAAUGGCAAAGAAGGAGCAGUAGCCAAUAAUUGGAAAGAAGGAAAAGCUGUGAGAGUGGUAAGAAGCUCCAAGCUAGCCAAACAUUCAAAAUAUGCACCAGCUGAUGGAAAUAGAUAUGAUGGUAUAUACAAGGUUGUUAAGUAUUGGCCAGAGAAGGGUAAAUCAGGAUUUAUUGUGUGGAGAUACCUGCUACGGAGAGAUGAUGAGACACCUGCACCUUGGACAAAGGAAGGAAAGAAAAAGAUACAAGAGCUGGGUUUAAAGAUGGUGUACCCAGAAGGAUAUCUGGAGGCACAGGCCAAGAAAGAGGAGGAAAAAAAGAAACAAGAGAAAGAAAAAGACCAGGACAAAGAAGCCGGGAAAGGAAAAGGAAAAGGAAAGAGAAAACGAGAUGAAGAUGUAGAUAGUCCUCAAAAGUCGCCUCCAACCAAGAAAAGGAGUUACAAGUUACCCGAGAAGACUAAGGAAUUGCUUGAUGCUGAUACAGCAAAUUCAAAGCUCUGGAGUGAAGUGACAACUGGAUUACAUGAUUACCCAACAUUUAUUCAGAAAGUGGAGGAGGCAUUUACAUGCAUCUGUUGUCAAGAUGUUGUUUGUCAACCUAUAACCACAAAAUGCCUUCAUAAUAUUUGCAAGAGUUGUCUUCAACGUUCAUUUAAAGCUGAGGUGUAUUGUUGUCCGGCCUGUCGUGCUGAGCUUGGGAAGAACUACAAACUAACAAUGAAUACUUUUUUGGAUGCAGCUCUCAAUCAUUUGUUCCCAGGUUACACCAAGGGACGGUGACAUUUGUAAAGCUCUAGGUUACAUAAUUAGCUUUUUAUUUAGCAUGUUUGCUGCACUUAUAUAUUAGCAACUUGUUUUCUACAAAGAAGGGUUUAAUAAGGGCUUGUUCAAAUCAAUAUUUACAUAUUCCAUUAGAAACUUAUUACAGUAGCAGGAUUUCAGGCGUGGGCCAUAUCUGAUAAUAUCUUGAAAGAAUUAUUUUGUACAGAUUCUUGAACAAAUACAAAUCUGUUUUUGUUAUGUUAAAGUUUGUAAACAGUCUGUAAUGUAUAUGUUACACUCAAGGGAGUUUUGACAAGAUUAGGCCCCAGCCACACUACACUGGAGAAAUUUGAAACAACUUUUUUAAGGUUAGAUCUACCAUCCUCACUAAUCUGGAAAAAUUGUCCAUCGAAAACAGAGCUUUUCAAAAUGUUUUCUGACUGUAUGAAUUUCAAAACACCAGCCUUAUGUUGUAAUGUGGAUGAAAAACAUUUUGAAAACAGAACUUUUUGAAAAUGAUGACAUCACGAUAGUCAUUUUAUUUUCCUGCCCAAGUCUUCAAACGUAAUUCCAAAAUGGUGGCAUUAGACUAUUAUUUUGCACAUGCUUGAGGAUGUGUUCAAACGUUUCUGCCAUUUCUGUGUGGACCAAAAACAGAUGUGUUUUCAGAGUGAAAAUGCUGUUUUCAAAUUUCUCCUGCUUAGUGUGGAUGAGGCCAAAAACUGGACCAAAACAUUUUUAUGAGUGGCUUUUUUUCUCUUAGUUGUUUCUAAAAAGAAAGGCUUUGACAAUAUUUUGUUACAGUUGUGAUUAAUAUAAUAUUGGAAACUCAUCACUGGAUAGAGGUUAAUUUGUUAUUCUAGAGGCAAUUUGUUCUGGUUUCUUAAAGAACACCUGAUAAUUUGCUUGACGAAUGAAUUUACACAUUUAAUGUUGGAUACAGUACAUUCUCUACUGGUUGCUCUGUAGUGUUUGUCAUUUUAAAGUUCUAUUCUGGAUGUAAUAUACGGAACAUUUUGUUUAGGUAGAAAUGGAAACACUCAAGAGUUUUUUCAAAGUUACUGCACACUGUAAUAGCUUAACACUAAGGAGCUCAGCUUGGUCACUAUUCAAAACUUAUUUCCUUGUGAACUUAUUAUGAAUAGUGUCAUAUUUCAUAGAUAACCUGAUGUGUAAUCUUUAACAAGCAUGAUCUGCAUAUUUAUUUUUUGCUCUGGAAAACAUGUCUUCCUCAGGACCUUGCACACCUAAGGUUUGACAGACCCAAAAUUUCCAUGACUGGUCACUGCACAGUUGCGGUAGUGUAUGUUAUCAAAGGAAUUUUUCAACUUGAUGUGUCUCUCAUGUUCCUGUGAAGGAAGCAAGGUUUCCCAAGGGAAUACCUGUUUUUGAGGCUUAACAAUUGCUAGCAAAAGCAAAAUUUAAGGCAAAGUUGAAGAUCAUUUUGGGCUCUUUGUAUACUGAUUUUCAGUUUUUGAAACUGAUGUAUUUUGUAAUUGAUAUUGCUGUUUUAAUAAAAACUAUGUUGAAUUCCAAACUA